Molecule: messenger RNA, 1365 nt
Organism: Babjeviella inositovora NRRL Y-12698
Lineage: Eukaryota; Fungi; Ascomycota; Pichiomycetes; Serinales
Gene: SAM4
Product: S-adenosylmethionine-homocysteine S-methyltransferase
Exons: 1
Coding region: 287-1276 (329 amino acids)
Biological process (GO): S-methylmethionine cycle
Molecular function (GO): S-adenosylmethionine-homocysteine S-methyltransferase activity
Source: RefSeq, a predicted model, not a curated record
UUAUAUUGACGCGCUGAGCGUUAGGAGAUCCGGGAAGAAUUAUAUAUGUCACGUGUUAUUCAUCAGGUGACGCUUAUUCAUAGUAUAGUCCUGCAUGUUGAGCCAUGACCGGAUCUAUUAGCCUGCUCAGGAUGGCACAAGUGUAUUCCCCCAGCAGCCCUCGGUGAUCGAUUAGUCUAGACUGAAGUUGGUUUCGAAAACAAGAGAUUUAUUCCACCGCACGGUAAGUUUUACUGUAUCCAUUGACCCCACCAACUUGUCGUGCACUAUCAAUCCUCUUAAACCAAUGGCUUUCACCGCGACCUCUCUUCGUCAGCUUUCCAAGCCCUUGAUUCUUGAUGGCGGUUUGGGCUCGGAGCUCGAAUUACUCCAUCCCCCCGCGAUGCAUCACAAGCUCUGGUCAGGUCUCACUCUCAUCCUGCAGCCGGAGAUCAUCACUCGCAUUCACUAUUCCUAUAUCGCUGCUGGUUCAGAUAUCGUCACCACCUCGUCCUACCAGGCUCUGGAGCUCGGCUUGCUUGAACACGGGGCAGAUUUUGGCAUUGACACCCCCCAAAAGUGUGCUGUCAUCUUUGAUAAGAGUAUCGCUUGUGCGGUGGCUGCGGUUGACCAGUGGGUGGGAGAAAACCCCGAUACCCCGAGAAUGAGGCCCCUCGUGGCUGCUGCCAUUGGACCCUACGGGGCGUAUCUCGCCAAUGGAGCAGAGUACACCGGUGACUACGGAUCAGUAACGGCGGCGGAGCUCAAAAGAUUCCACGCUUUGCGCUUGGUGACAUUUUUGAACAACAGAGACGUGGAUCUCUUGGCGUUCGAGACGUUUCCCAACGUGGUUGAGUUCAAAGUGUGUAUGGAGUUGCUUGAGGAGAUGACCCAAGCGUUGGGGGUCAGCAAGCCGUUCUACGUUUCGUUCAACUACCGUUCGCCUACCCAGAUAUGUGACGGCACUCCUAUCGCAGAGGUGGUGAGCUACCUUGCUAAGAAGCCCCUUGUCUCUUUGAUUGCCAUCGGUGGUAACUGCGUCUCGCUUGCCAUGGUGCCGGCGUUGCUUCAGAGCCUCAAGGGCUUGGUGGGUGGGACACUCCCGCUUUUGGUGUACCCUAAUUCGGGUGAGAUUUAUGAUGGCACCACCAAGGAAUGGCACGAAAAUGAUGACAAAGACUGUAAGUUUACAAAGGAGGGACUCAACGCGUGGUAUGAUGCGGGUGUGAGGUUGGUGGGUGGAUGUUGUCGUACGGGGCCGAAAGAUAUCCGACUCAUGCGCGAGAGCUUUGAAUAGUGAGUAGGUCAGUUUGGAAUAGCGUAGAAUGCUACUAACGGAAAAUGAGCUGAAUGACGUAGAUACGAAAACAUCCAUUUUACAGACCC